ACUAUGUUCUGUUCCUUAGGUUCUGUCUCCUGUCCCUAUGGAUGUGUCUAUGCAAGAGGAAGAUUUGUGCCAAGCCUUCUCUGAUGUGUUGCUCAACAACGUAGAAGACAUUGAUGCUGAGGAUUGGGAGAAUCCCCAGCUGUGUAGUGACUACGUAAAAGAUAUCUAUCUGUAUCUGAGAGAGCUUGAGCUGCAGCAGUCGGUCCGCCCGCAUUACCUCGACGGGAAGACGAUCAAUGGGCGUAUGCGUGCAAUUUUAGUUGACUGGCUUGUCCAGGUCCACUCAAGAUUCCAGCUUUUGCAGGAAACGCUAUAUAUGUGUGUUGCAGUUAUGGAUCGCUUCUUGCAAAGUCAUCCAGUCCCUCGUAAGAGGCUUCAGCUGGUGGGUGUAACAGCACUGCUUCUAGCUUCAAAAUAUGAAGAGGUCUUCUCUCCUGAUGUAGGAGACUUUGUUUACAUUACUGACAAUGCCUACACCAGUACUGAAGUUAGAGAAAUGGAGAUUACGAUUCUUAAAGAGUUAAACUUCGAUUUGGGACGACCUCUUCCAAUUCACUUCUUAAGAAGAGCAUCAAAAGCUGGGGAGGCUGAUGCUGAGCAACAUACACUAGCAAAAUACCUAAUGGAGCUGACACUGAUAGACUAUGACAUGGUUCACCAUCGUCCUUCGGAGAUUGCAGCUGCUGCGUUAUGCUUGUCCCAAAAGAUUCUGGGACAUAACAAAUGGGGUACAAAGCAGCAGUACUACACUGGCUAUACAGAAGACAGUCUUGUGAUGACUAUGAAACAUAUGGCCAAGAAUGUCGUCAAAGUCAAUGAAAAGUUAACAAAAUACACUGCUGUGAAGAACAAGUAUGCAAGUAGCAAACUACUGAUGAUCAGCACAAUCCCACAGCUGAGCGGGAAGAUAAUCAGGGACCUGGCUGUAUCACUCCUGUGAUAACCCUAGACAGCCAAGUCUUGAUGGUAUACGCACUUUGUCUGCAUCUGCCUGUGGAGGCAAAACUACUGCUCUCUUUGUACAUAGCAUUCCAGCCUUAACACAGACAUUUCAGACUCAGUCAGAAGGUGGAAUUUUAAACUUGCUUUGUAAUACCAUUUACCUAGAAAUAAAGCUCUUUGCUUU
This is a messenger RNA of Pelecanus crispus (Dalmatian pelican), 1126 nucleotides long. Lineage: Eukaryota; Metazoa; Chordata; Aves; Pelecaniformes; Pelecanidae. The record is from RefSeq and is a predicted model, not a curated record.